AUGAGGGCUGAUAAAGAUGGAGCCAGGUCAGAGCUCAAUCACCUACAACUUCAGGUACUACAAUUCAGCCAAGUGUACUAUCAGGAUACGGUGACUGUCACUAGCAAAGGCCUAGAAAUGCAGCUUGUGAAGAUUCUAACCGUCUUCACUGCCAUUGAUUUCUCCUUCAACAAUUUCCAAUGGGAGAUACCAGAAGCUAUGGGAAGCUUGAUUUCACUUUAUGCUCUCAACCUGUCCCAUAAUGCUUUGACGGGCCAAAUCCCAUCAUCACUAGGGAAGUUGCGGCAGCUUGAGUCAUUGGACCUCUCACAGAACAGCCUUAGGGGGGAGAUACCAGCACAGUUUGUGAGCCUAAAUUUCCUUUCCUUCCUUAACCUCUCCUUUAAUCAACUGGAGGGAGAAAUCCCCACAGGUACUCAACUUCAAACGUUUUUGGAAUCUUCUUAUGAAGGGAACAAAGAACUAUGCGGACCCCCCUUGAAGAGGAAGUGCACAGAUCCAUCCCCACCCACCUAUGAAGAAACACAUCCGGAUUCUGGGAUGAAGAUUAACUGGGUGUACAUAGGUGCUGAAAUUGGAUUUGUCACCGGUAUAGGAAUUGUGAUUGGGCCUCUUGUGUUAUGGCGAACGUGGAGACGAUGGUACUACACACAUGUGGAUAGACUUCUUUUGAGGAUUCUCCCGCGUCAAGGCGAAGGAGUUCAUGGCAGGAGACGUCAUAGAAGUCAGGGACGGAGACUCUAG
Vitis vinifera (wine grape) is the source of this 744-nucleotide messenger RNA. RefSeq names its product receptor-like protein 33. The record is from RefSeq and is a predicted model, not a curated record. Bases 1 to 744 code for a protein of 247 amino acids. Gene Ontology annotation, molecular function: protein binding. The transcript has a single exon. Lineage: Eukaryota; Viridiplantae; Streptophyta; Magnoliopsida; Vitales; Vitaceae.